Messenger RNA from Helianthus annuus (common sunflower), 393 nucleotides. RefSeq lists its product as uncharacterized. The record is from RefSeq and is a predicted model, not a curated record. The transcript has a single exon. Lineage: Eukaryota; Viridiplantae; Streptophyta; Magnoliopsida; Asterales; Asteraceae. The coding region runs from base 1 to 393 and encodes 130 amino acids.
AUGAUUGUGUAUGGAAAAGUGUGCCAUCUUCCGGUAGAGUUAGAGCAUAGAGCUUUAUGGGCUUUGAAAACCGUAAAUCUUGACCUUACCGAGGCCGCUAGAAAGAGGUUCUUCCAAAUUCAUGAGUUGGAAGCAUUGAGGGAUGCCGCCUAUGAACGAUCUUGGAGUAUCAAGGAAAAAACUAAGGCGUUGCAUGAUAGGAGGUUGCGAGGCGUGAAAGAGUUUAAGGUAGGUGAUAAAGUGCUUUUGUUCAAUUCGAGGUUGAAAUUGAUAGCAGGGAAGCUAAAAUCGAGAUGCAGUGGACCGUAUGUGGUGAGAGAAGUGUUUCCAUACGGCAUGGUUGAAUUAUACGACGAAGUCGACAAAAGGAAUAUGGAAGGUAAACGGUCAUAG